Eublepharis macularius is the source of this 924-nucleotide messenger RNA. RefSeq names its product protein phosphatase 1 regulatory subunit 3C-B-like. NCBI's taxonomy places the organism in Eukaryota, Metazoa, Chordata, Lepidosauria, Squamata, Eublepharidae. Gene Ontology annotation, molecular function: glycogen binding; protein phosphatase 1 binding. The transcript is spliced from 2 exons. Gene Ontology annotation, biological process: regulation of glycogen biosynthetic process. Gene Ontology annotation, cellular component: protein phosphatase type 1 complex. The coding region runs from base 1 to 924 and encodes 307 amino acids. The record is from RefSeq and is a predicted model, not a curated record.
AUGAGUUGCGGCGACCUUUUCCAGGUAUUCAGUACACGGGCCAUUGUGCCCCGAGCCACACCAAGUGACCGGGCCACACGGCAUUCCCUGAGCCACCCUACUCCCAUCCGUAAACUGCUGGACUCCUAUGAGGAGCUGCGAGGUGGCCUGGGGCAUCAGCCCUUGAGAUCUUGUCUGAACAACAAACUCUGUGUGGAACCCGAGAGGCAGGAGGGUGCCAAGGGCUGCCGUGGCAAGAAGAAGAAGAAGGUGGUCUUUGCAGACAUGAAGGGCUUCUCUCUAACCGCAGUCCGGAUCUUCUCCAAGAUCGAGGAAGACCUGUGUGAUUUGCACCAUGCUCUGGCUAACCUGACCAGCUUCCGCAACAAGUAUCGGGGCUCCCGCCUUGAGAUGAGAAAGUACGUGCUGGACUUCUCCCAGCCUUCUGCUGACUAUUCGGCUUUUCGCAGUCGCCUACAGAGCAGUUUUGUUUCCUUGGAGAGCUGCCUGAUCCAAGAGAAGUCACUCUCCGGGACUAUCAAAGUCAGAAACAUUCAUUAUGAGAAGAAAGUCUACAUCCGGAUCACCUUCGACUCCUGGAAGACAUUCCAGGAUAUCUGUUGUCAGUAUAUGCACAAUACAUAUGGCUUUACAGACAUGGAUGCAUUUUCCUUCGAGGUGGCUCUACCCAAAACUACUCCUUCUGGUUCUGUUGAGUUCUGUAUCUCCUUCCAGUGUGGCCCAAAAGUCUACUGGGACAACAACCAAGGGAAAAACUACAGAAUACGCCAAGAGGUAGCUUCUUCCCCUCCUGGUGCCCUUUCACGGCUGGCAAAAAGCACCAUUGGGGCUGGGGAGCCAUUGGGGACCUCUCGGGCAGCAGCGUUGGUCUUUUCUCGCUUGCAGACCUGGCGGCGGUCAGAGAACCGUGACCCUUACUGGUAG